Enhydra lutris kenyoni (northern sea otter) is the source of this 9823-nucleotide messenger RNA. RefSeq names its product chromosome unknown C5orf42 homolog (gene CPLANE1). Gene Ontology annotation, molecular function: protein binding. NCBI's taxonomy places the organism in Eukaryota, Metazoa, Chordata, Mammalia, Carnivora, Mustelidae. The transcript has 52 exons. Gene Ontology annotation, cellular component: ciliary transition zone. Gene Ontology annotation, biological process: cilium assembly. The record is from RefSeq and is a predicted model, not a curated record. Bases 50 to 9562 code for a protein of 3170 amino acids.
AGCGUCUUGUGGACUGUUUACUUAAUUGGUCAUUGUUACCUUGACAAGCAUGGAGAUAAGAUUAGAAGUUUUGACAUCAACAAGUAUCAAACAGAAAAAGCCUUGGCCAAGAGUCUCCUGGUUAGGACAGGAGAAUGAAGCUGUUUUUCUUUUGGAUGAUAAAUUCAUAAAUGAAAUUAACUUGCUAUCAGGAAGAACAAAGAAGAAAAUUCCUUGUCUGCAGCCUUUACUUAAGGAUGUUAUUAUCCUAACAACAUCCAGUAAUGAUGCCUGGCUGGCUGGGGUACUCACUACAGGGGAGCUUUUUCUUUGGAACAAGGAUCAAGAUUGCUUGAAAACUAUACAGACAACUGAAGAGCCUAAGAAAAUGAUUCAAGCUGCAGUAGCGAGCUCCUUGAGACUAUACUUGUAUGUAUCUGGAAAUGGGAAAAGAGUUCUGCUUAUAACUCCUUCUGGAUGCAUAUUUCUUUGGGAAUAUUUGGAAUUCAAGAACAUCUUCUCUUCUAAAAGCCCUUCAUUGGUAGGCCAGUGGUCCCAGAUCAUACCUGAAGAAGCAGUUCAUUUGCCUUCUAAUGAAGAUAAAGAAGCUAUAGUGCAUGCUGUUUUUAUAAAAAAUGAGUUAUUUGGAGAUUGCUGCUUCUGUUCAUUUACUUUUUAUUCUGGAGAAUGUCUGAAGUUGACAUUUCUAGCAAUUCAGUGGCAUGAAAAUGUGUUUACACCUAUAAGUUCAUUGCCAUACCAUGUUCAUUGGGCACAACAAAACUGCCAUCUGUGUAAUCUGGUUCCUAAAUGUGAAGCAGUGAAGUCAAGAGGAGCUCUACUUUCUGCCUUUUCAAGAGAUGGUGUUGCCUUGGCAGUAACUCUUAAUCAGAAAGACCCAAAGGCAACUCAGGUAUUGUUUAUAAACACACUGAAUUUUGUUACUCUCUGUGGUAGCCUGAGAGGAUGUAGUAAUAAGAAUCCUAUAGUCCCAGCUACACUUACCAGGUCCUACUGGGUGGGUGAUAUCAGCUGGACUCAUGAUAGUCUUUUUCUGGCUUGUAUGUUAAAACGUGGCUCCCUGGUUUUAUUGACCUGUCAAGGUGAAUUGGUAACAUUAAUUACAUUUGGUUGCUCCAUAGAAUUUGGGCCAGCAGAAUUUAUUCCUUUUCACCCUCUAAUAACAUAUAGACCACAGCAGUUUACAUUUCAAGAUUCGAAUAAUUGUGUAGAUUCAUCAGCUUCUGAUAAUGACCCUAUGAGACAGAGAUUUUCUAUAAAAGCACACUCACGGUUACCCUACCUCAUUAUUUCUGAUGGAUACAUGGUCACAACUCUUCGAUUUGCUGAUACCCUGUCUCCAUCAAUGCUCAUGAGAUCCCUUCUACUUGAUUCAACCCAGAGGCUUGAGAAAACAUACCAAAGUAUGAUAUUGUCUAAGCCAAAAGGCAAAGGGCUGAACUUGCGAUCACUGGAUUCCCUGAGAUGUAGCCUGUUAAAACACCAAGGAAAUCAAAGUUUAGCUGAUUCUACUGUCCCCAGAUUCUUACAGGCAGAAGAAACAAUGAACUUAACUGAAAAAACAGCAGAUUUCCAGGAUUUUGAAGCAGAAGAAACUAAUGAAGGCAUAUACUUUCCAGACAACUUAUUUUCACUUUGGAACCAAAAAAAUGAUUCAUUGUUCAGUAGUGUCAAGGAGGGAAGAUUGGAAUUUGCGUCUAUGUUUGAUACAAUACAUGCAAAAGAUAAUAUCAUGGAGACAGAUAAAACCAUUACAGAACUGCAUUCUGUCCAGAAAAAUCUCCUUGCAGCAUGGGCUAUAGGAAUUUCAAAAAAUGUGGUGGAAAAAAAUGUAAUGUUAAAUUACACAGUAGUUUGUAUCACUCAUUUUUUCUACAUUCUUCAAUUUAUAAAAUGUCCUUUCCCUGAACUAGAUCUUUUUUUAAGCAAGAGCACGAGACAAAAUGCAUGGGUACUAUGUAUCUUUCAACUUUUUCAUCAGUGUUUAUCAUUCCAUUAUUGGGAUAUGAGAUACAAACAAGAUUUGGGACAUUUGGUAAAGCUGACCUCAAAUACUAUAAAGCUUUUGCUGACUCAGCAACAACAGGGUCAGUUAUUUUCAGAGAAGCUUUUGGCUUGUUUUCAUUUACUUAAAAUGGUAGCUGAUAAUUUAAAUGGCAUAUACAUUCUUCAACCUGAAGUUAUUUCAGCAUCAACUGACGGAAGUAGAACAGCAGAUCAAGACAGAUGGGUGGUACCCAUUUUUCAAAUAUUUCAAGAUAGUGAUUCUCAGGAAAACUGGUCUUGGAACUCAUCUUUCAAGAUUUGUCCUCAAGUAAUAAACCUUGCUCAACAACCAGGAUGCAGAUUGAUUUUUCUCUGGAGAGUGUUGUACAAAAAAACUUUAUGGUAUCAAACACAAUUAAGUCGAAGACUUCCUGAAGGUGACAGACCGUUAACUGAAAAGAUGACACAGGAAGCAUCUACUGUCAAGGCUCUGUUAUGUCAUAUCCAGGCUAACUUGCAGACUGCUGGAGCUCACAUGAACCAAGCCUUGGAACUUAAAUCUGUCAGUGGUGAAGAGUGUUUCCUGUUAGGAUCAUAUGAAAAAUCUGUUCAACUGUGGAGGAAAGCUCUACAAGAAACUCAGGAGAAAGGAGGAAGAAGAACAUGUUUUCUUCAGAUACGCUAUUAUCUUUCUCUUUUAUACUGCUACCUCUAUAGCUAUAAUUUAAACGAUGCUCAAGGAUUGUGUGAUCACCUAGUAAGAGAAAUUUUGAAGUGGUCCCAUCUACCUGUAAAAGAAAAUGAGGAUUGUUCAGUUCCCGAGAAGUCUCACUGUGAGUUUGGAAUAACGAGAAAUGUUCGUCCUGACGUGGCAGUGAGGGUUAUCCAGUCCAUGGCUCGUUUCAUGGCCGCCUAUUUCGCCAAUCAGCUGCUUUACAUUUUGCCACCUCACAAUGUGAAUGAUCUUCCUCCCCUUCAUGUUAAAACAGAAUACGCCCUUCGACUUAUUCCUUUACAACACUCUAAGGUGGCCAGUGUUGUAAGAGAUCAGAAUCUUUCUGAUGUGUGGACAGUUGAAUAUGCCUUUGAAUUAUUACUUAUUGGUGGCCUAGUUCCAGAGGCUGUGUGGCUGGCACAUAAACUUGGAGACUGGAAGACAUCUGUUUCCAUUGGUGUGGCCUUCCAACUGUUCUGUAAACAUGAUAGCAAUUUCAUAAGGUUCAACAAAAAGGGUCUGAAUUUACCUAUAAAUUUGACUCCAGCACAGAUUUUCCAGGAAAAACUGCAGUGUUUUUUAGGUCAGCCAGCCUCUUCCGAAGCAAAAAAUGAAAUGGGCUCAAGACACAAACAGUUUACAGAUCCCAUUGAAGAAGAAGAUGUAAAUCUGCUAUUUGGUUCAGUGCAGGAAGUACUGAAAGCAGCAGUUAUGGCUGAUGCAGAUGUUUUGUCUGAGACAUUUCAGCUUCUGGUAAACUCCGCCAAAGACUUCAGUAGGAGACUGUGGGGCUUAGUGCCAGUUGGCUUGUAUCUUCCAGCUCCUCCAUUGUAUUGUCCUCAGCCAGCUGUUCUUAGUGAAGAAGAUGGUGAUGAUCUUCUUUUAAAAGCUGAGAAAGAGAACCGCCAGAAGGUGUCUGGAAUUCUUCAACGGGUCCUCUUGCUUUUCCGGGCAGCUCAGUGUUCUUUUCCUGUGGCACAGUGGUACAUCUUGCAGUUGAGAUGGGCAAGAAAAGUCAUGCAGAAGAUUCGAAUGAAAGGGUCCCUUCCUUCAUUGAGUCCUUUCCCUCAGUCAUUACUUAAUUACUGUAAAAAAGGGGUAGCAUUCUUUCGACCUGGAGCGGCUGGAGACCACAAGCUUGAUGAAGUUUCCAUUAAAGCAAUAGGUUGCUUCAGAGAACUCUGUGCUUUGUGUUGGAUGCUACAUAUUCGUGAUAAGUUAUCUUAUAGUUGCAGGCAGUAUCAGAAAGCAAGAGAAAAUGUGGAGGGAAAAAAGGACCUUGAAGUGGAGUUUGAUUCCUGUAUGGUUGAGCACUGUCUCAGUGCAGUGGAGUGGGCAUACAGAAUGCUGCCCUUCUCUCGAUUUGCUAAUAUCGAAGAACUUAUUCAGGAUCUAAUUUUGAGCCUUAUUGGAGAAUUGCCACCAAUCAGAAAGGUAGCUGAAAUUUUUGUGAGAGCAUUUCCCAAUCCUGAGGACAUAAGGGUUCCUUUAAGAGAAAAAUAUCACUCUCUUCAGCAGAGACUCAGACACUGUGUUGUAAAAGGUCCCCAAACUGAGGAAAUGAUGUCUGUUGUUAUGCAUUCUAUUCAUAAAGUGAGAGUGAAAGCCCUAAAACGUGUGCAAAGAAAUAUAGGCUCUUUUGAGAUGAAUAUCUGGGAACCACUUGAAGAAGAAAAACCAGCUGAGGUUCCAGGUUUUGAUAGGUUUUCCUUAGGAACUAGUUUGAGCAGGAGCACACUCACAGAACUGGGGAAUUCUCUAGUCCAUAGUGAUGCAGAUACAGCAGACACCUUCUCAGAAGCAUUGUCAGUUGAAGAAAAAAGUAGGAUACGUGUCAACCAAAGAAAUACCCCAAAUCACAUGGAAUUUACAUUGACUGAUAAGUCCAAUGAAAAAAAGAAGAUAGGUAAUCAGAAAAAAAAUCUUGAAAGAAAAGAUCAUGAAAAGUUAUUACAAAAUGCACUUCCUGUAAUAGGUGUUUGGGAAUUUGAACGUGAUGAUGAUGAAUAUAUUAAGUUUCUUGAUCUCUUCUUGAGUUAUGUUCUUGAAAGAGACCUACUUGAUUCCAAGGAUCCUGGCAUUCCAUUUCUAACCAGUUUUUCUGGACAUCUUAGAGAAAACGAACUUAAUUCUUUACUUUUUGAUGUGCAUACAACAUUAAAACGACGUCAAGCCAAAACCAAAAGCCAGAAUGUGUUUAGAGCUGGCUCCUGCUUUGUUGCUUCUGAGUCUUAUGAGUCUGAAAAAUCAGAAAACCAAGAACUUUCAGCUUUAGUCCCGGUUAAUCAAGGAAUUGGGCCAUUUUUAGAGAGCCCUUUGAAUGAAGUCGACAAAAAGGAUGGGACAAGUGGAUUGUUUGGUUUAAAAAAAAAGUCAGUUUACAGAAUACAAGAUGACAAAUCAGAGAAACCUGUAAUCCAGAAAUUGUCAAACCAUAUUUUUUGGACUCCCAAGUUCAACAAAACUAGAAGGUAUAUUUUUAAAGCAAUUCAGUGCAAUGAUAUUAACCCUCAAGAAGAUCUUCCUCUAGCACUAAAUAACACAUUUGGCAGUAUAAGAAGGCUGCUGGAAUGGUUGAUAAGGUGGUCUAAUAAAAGACUGCCCUGUGAUCCUACUCUCACUGAGUUAUCCUGGGAGUAUAGUCCUGUCAUUCGUGUAAAGACCUCUACAGCUGCCAUUCUUACAUCAUUGUGGCUUUUGGAACAACCAUAUUUUGCUACGUAUAAGGCAAAAAAUGUCACUUUUAAGGUGCUAGAGAAUCAUUACUCUCAGUCUCAGAAUGUACCCAGCAUAGAGAGUGAUUGCAAAACAGAUGCUGGCUGUUCUGUCACAGUAGCCACUCAAGAUUGGACUGAGGAAAGAAAUGAUCAAAAUGAAUCUCGUCAAAGUAUCUUGAAUAGAAUGCCAACCGAAGCAUAUAAUCCUGAAGUAAAAGAAACCAAAGAUGAGAUUAUUUCUGUUACUGAUGAUACUGAAAAAGAACUUAUAGAUAUUGGUGAGGAUCUUUUAGAAGUAAAAACAUUUAGCCAAGAGGAAAUGGAAAUACACCUAUCAGACUAUGAAGAAGGUACCAAAGAGCCUGUUGGAAGUCUUAAAAGUUCCAGUAUUGCUGUUAACGUGCAGACUUUACCACAGCAUUUAGAAGAACAUUCCAUGGGAGAGGUUCAGUGUCCAAGGGAAGAACCAUUGGAGUCAUGUAUGGAGAAAAAAUCAACUGAACAUAAAUGUAUGAUCGAAGCCUUUUCAAAUCCUGAAUACACUGUUCCUUAUUCAUUUUGUGUAGAUUCAAGUUCAGAAAUUUCUAGUGCACAGAUCUCUGCAUUUAAAGAGGAAUCUUCCUCAGUUCCACCUUUCAUAUCAAAUGGAGUCAGUGUUGCUUCACAAACGCCCGUGCCAACACUGCAGCAGACCCAGAGAAAUGAACCCAGGGUGCAGUUGCCAGAUUCUUCGGAUUCUGUUAGGCAGAUGCUCCAAGAUGAAAUGUUUAAAUUAGUUCAGCUGCAACAGAUCAACUUCAUGAGCCUAAUGCAAAUAGUAGGAUCACCGUUUACUAACCUCCCAGAUAUACAUCAACUUCUACAGCAGCCUCAGCCUGUGCCUUUGGUGGGAAGUCAAGUAUCAAAUCCUACAAGAGGGAGUAACGAUGCUGAUGACACCAGUAGAAAUUUUAAGGAGAGCUCUUUUAUUAAAGCACAGUCCAGGGGAGAGUACACCGCAGAGCCUGGCAAGAAGAGUCCACAUUGCCAUAAAGGAAUUGUGCAGUCUGAUCAAGAUAGUAAUGGAAAUUUACAGAAUGUACCACAUGAGAGUGUUCCUUUAUGUCAGUUAGAAGACCUGCCUCCCAAUACAGGAUUAACUCCGGCAUCUCAAAUCUUACCAACAACUGCGCUGUCUCCAGCUCCUGCUGGAAAUACUCCCUUCUACCUUCUGUCUCCAUCUUCUCCCAUUCCGAAGACACCUAGACUUAUCCCAGCUGCAAAAAGUUUCAGACCUGGUGAUGGUUUUCCUUUGCUUCAGUUUCAGCCUAAGCAUGAAUUUAAGUCCCUUUCCUUCCAUACAGGAAGAGUUCCACAAGUUCCCUUCAGGCUCCUGCCACAGCCAAGAGAGGCAUGGGGAUUAUCUGAUUCCUUCCAGCCUCCUUUGCCACAGAGAACAAUGCACACAGCUUCAGUGUCCCAUUUGAAUUUGAGCCACUGUAAUACUGAAGCCAUAAAAAAAGCAGUUGAGCAGAAGAAAUGGGCAGAAACUAUAUUUACAGAAAUCCCUAAGCAUGUGAACUUAGAUCAGUGUGUUGGACAAGAAAACUUGACACCUCAACAGGACUCUUCAGUAUUUAUAAAACCAGGAAAACUACUUGAUAUUAAGCCAGGACCCCUUGAGAUAUCUCCACAGAAUUCCUUUGGACUUCCAUUAUUGCACCUGCAACUUAAACCUCCUUAUAUAGUUUCCUCUGCCUCAAGAGCAUCAGGAACAAUUCCCUCAAUACCUACCAGAACUGGAGGAGAAGAAAGAAGAUACCCAAGACACUCAUUACUUCAUUCAUGCCUAUCCCCAGAAAAUAUGUACAAAAACCCACAACUUAUUCCCCUUGAAAACCUCCUUGCAUUCAAACAAAGCCAAGAGAAACUAACACAUAAUUUAUUUGAACGAGGCGAUUCUGGACACCUUCAGCUACUAAAUGUCAAAAUAGAACCAUCUGAAGUGAGACAAGGAAAGGACAGUAAGAAAAGACAAAGACGGCGAGCUGAGAAAGAGCUGCAAGAAAAAAGAUCAGAGAAACUGAAGAGAAAACCAAGGGUGGCUUUCCAACCAGAGGGCUCCCUUGUGAAUGAUAAUGAUUCAGAAAUAGUUAUGAAACCCAAGGAGCAAGAACAUCCUGGUUCCCAGCCUUUGGAUGACUUCGAUAUUCCUUUUGAAAUGCUACAAGAGGAUAUUAAUACUUCAGCUGGAUUGCACUUUAUGGCCUCUGUGAGAAAGAAAGCUGUAGAAUGUCAGGAUGCAAGUACAAAUACAGACCCAGAACAUGAACCUUUGAAUGUUCCUCAAGUGUUGGCUCCCGAUGUAUGUCUAAAUCUCAAACUUCACACUGAAAUUUCAGAGGAACCUUCGUUACCUUCACUGUCUGAUCUGGAACUGCCUGUCAAAGAGGGGCCUUCAAAUGAUACUAUUAUCAAACAGCCAAGUGAUCACCUGGAGAUCCCAUCUUCUGCAGAGUUACAUUAUAAGGCAGCUUCAGUUAUAAAUGCUGUUCCCUUGCACACUGUUAAGACUGAAGAUAUGCUAAAGCCAGAUUUUCAAGCCAAAGAACAGAACUCGAAGUCAGCUGCUGCAGAGGAUGACCCGCCGUGGGAGCUCCUGCAGGAUGUGUCUGCAGCUCGCCGCCUAGAGCGUCUCACCUCUAAGCUUCAGGAAAUUGAUGAACAGCUGUUAGCAAUACAGAACAUUGCUGAAAACAUAGAGCAGGAUUGCCCCAGAUACAAACUGCUAGAUCGACAUUGUGAUAAGGUCGAACCUAAAGAUCACAUUGAAUUGUCUUCUAGUCCUGAAUCUGAAAAAACAUUGGCUUCAAAAGCCAUUGGCAUUUCUGAAGAGAUACAUUUCCUGACUCAUAUGAAUAAGGAUGCUCAAUGUGACAAAGAGGAGACUUCAGAAGCUGAAUUUUCAGUGACAGAAACUCAUUCUAGUCAGAAAACUUGUGUGUUUCCUUCUGCUGACUCAGCUCUCAGCCUUUUCAAUGACCAGAAUACAACUUCUCCUGGUGUGAAUAACAGUGAUGAGUUAUUUGAGAGCGUUUCAGUAGAUCCACUCCAGCUGACUGGGUUAACUGAUAUUGGAGACAUCAUUGAGGACCUUAUAACAAAAGACGGAGUUUCCAGGGAGGAGCUCGGUUUAACAGAACAACAAGCUAAGAGUAUCUGCAGAAUUCAGCAUUCUUCUGGUAGACGAACACAAAGAACUGAGAAGGAAAGAAGAGAAAUUCAGGUGUGGAUGAAAAGAAAACGCAAGGAAAGAAUGGCAGAGUACUUAAACCAGUUGGCAGAGAAGAGAGGGCAAGAACAUGACCCUUUCUGCCCAAGGAGCAAUCCAUUUUACAUGACUUCAAGGGAAAUCAGGCUGAGACAGAAGAUGAAGAACGAAAAGGACAGAUUGCUACUCUCUGACCACUAUAGUCGGCGGAUCUCACAAGCGUACAGUCUGAUGAAUGAACUGUUAUCUGAGUCAGUACAGCUCCCAACAGCUGCACAGAAAGCCUUGCCUAACAAACCCAGAGCUGCUCCCGUUUCCCAAGAGCAACAUUCUCUUUCGCCAAGAAGAGAGAAUCAACGUGGUCACAAUAUUCCAGUAAAUCAACCUGGAAAAUUCAGAUAUAUAUCCAGACCAAGUUAUAUCCGAAAGGGGAAACCUCAAGGCCUUCCUUGGCCAUGUGGAACUGCUACUUAUACCAUACAGAGCAGAGGUGGCAGAGGCAAAGUGGCAGUAAGGAAGGCUGUGGCAUCUCCAGUUACCUUCCAAAAAGGUUCCGGUGCUCCAUGUCGUGUGCAGUGUACGAAAAAUCACAUCACUGCCGAGCUUUCACCUCAGUCAAAGCAGGUGUGUGUAGAGUACGAGAGGGAGGAGACCAUGGUGAGUCCUUGGGUGGUACCUUCACACAUCCGUGCAAUUCUUCAGGAGAGUCACGGUUCCCUUCUACAGGACUUGUCAGCCGUUGAGGAAGAGCGAGAGCCUCCUUCCCACGGCAUGGACAGCGUGUCUGAGAGCACCGGCAGCAUCCUCAGCAAGCUUGACUGGAAGGCCAUUGAAGACAUGGUGGCCGGUGUGGAGGACAAGAGCCUGUCUGUCCACCGGGCCUGGGACCUGUAAGACCUGAGUAUCUGUUGCCAAGCAAAGCCCGGCACCUCAGUGGUAGUCGUUCUGAAAGAUUUGUGUGUUUGAAAGAGAGAAGCAGUGAAGGGAGCCAUGUGUACACACCACCAGCAACCAUAUCAUUACCCAGAUUAGCCAUGGCAAGAGGGAAAAUAAACGCUUCUCAAUAAUUUCGCCUUCAUGGGUAAAGGGUUGUUUAACUAUAGAUCUGUUGCAUGCUUUUGCAUUUGACCUAUCCUUAGACACCAUUUUUUUAAA